AUGAUGGAGAAUGUGUCCAGCAUUUUCAGACUGGCCGGAUUGAACUUUAGGCCUGAGUACAGAUAUAUUCUGUUUUCUCUGACUUUACUGUGCUACCCUUUAAUUAUAAUGUUUAACAUGACUGUGAUCUAUGUAAUUGUGAUGAACAAACAUCUCUAUGAACCAAUGUACAUAUUUCUUUGUAAUUUGUGUAUCAAUGCGCUGUAUGGAACUGUUGGGUUCUAUCCAAAAUUUUUAUAUGAUUUGCUGUCUGAUCAUCAUGUAAUUUCAUAUUUAGGAUGCCUGGUUCAAGCAUUUGUCAUUUAUUCAUCAGCCCUUUGUGAAUUUUCUACUUUGACUGUGAUGGCUGUUGACAGAUAUUUGGCAAUAUGUAGACCGUUAGAGUAUCAUGGUAUUAUGACAAAUAAUACAGUUAUCAAGUGCAUGGUGUUUUCAUGGUUUUCGCCACUUUUAUGUAUGUUAGUUCUUGUUGUGUUAAGCUCAACUUUAACUUUGUGUGGCACAAAUAUUGAUAAGCUGUAUUGUGAUAACUGGUCUGUAGUGAAACUUUCAUGUUAUCCAACCACAGUUAAUAAUGUGUUUGGGUAUAUUGUAAUUAUUGUUUAUUUCAUUCAUUCACUCUUUAUCAUGUGCUCUUACAUACAACUAGUUGGAGCGAGCAUCAAAUCGAAAGAAGGAAGAAAUAGGUUCAUGCAAACAUGUAUGCCACAUCUGCUUUCGCUGCUUAAUGUGACUGUUGCUUUACUGUUUGAUGUUAUGUUUACAAGGUACGGAACCAGGAAUUUCUCUCAAGAUCUUCAGAAUUUCCUAGCCUUGGAAUUCCUUGUCAUACCACCAAUUCUAAACCCACUUAUAUAUGGACUGAAACUGAAAAAAAUUCGAAAUCAACUCAUGCGAUUUUACCACAACAAUGUCAUCAGCGCCGUAAGGGAAUUGCACUGACCAAUCUAACCAAAAGACAUGCCAUGGUGUAAACUAAUCUUAUCUAUAUGAAACUGGUAA
Messenger RNA from Clupea harengus (Atlantic herring), 1002 nucleotides. Its product is annotated as olfactory receptor 6N2-like. NCBI's taxonomy places the organism in Eukaryota, Metazoa, Chordata, Actinopteri, Clupeiformes, Clupeidae. Gene Ontology annotation, cellular component: membrane. Gene Ontology annotation, molecular function: G protein-coupled receptor activity; odorant binding; olfactory receptor activity. Gene Ontology annotation, biological process: detection of chemical stimulus involved in sensory perception of smell; G protein-coupled receptor signaling pathway. The record is from RefSeq and is a predicted model, not a curated record.